AUGUCGCAUAUAGGCACGCCUACCAAGAGCGGGAGUGGGAUCAUGGAGCGCGAGCGUGGACGGAAGAAGCAGCAGUCGCCGGCGCUGUCGUCACCCAGCUCGUGGCUCAGGAGUGCGUCUACGUCGAGUAUACGGCGGUUGAGGCGGGAGCACCCUGCCUCUGGGCUGAACGUUUCUCACACGCCUCUGAAGAACUUGUCGCCGGUUAGAAGGCCGGCAUCGAGCUCAGUGGAGAGGAGGCCGGCCACAGUGCAGCCUUUCUCUCUUACGACGCCGAACUCCUCGGCGUCUUUGUCGCGUAUGGCGGCCAGUGUGCCUCCUAACAAGCCCAAUUUGCUGAAACGGAACAGCGAGAGUCGGGUAGUGGAUGUGUUGCCAUCGUUCGAGAUGUACAACACGCUCCAUAGACAUAUACCACAGGGUAAUGUCGACCCAGAUAGACACGACUUCCCACCGACUUACCAGGAGAUUGAGUCGCAGAGCUCCACUUUUGGCAGGCCUAACCCGGCGGUCAAUGGUGACUCAUCGCAAGUUUCUUACGACAUCGACAGAAACCAGACGUUGCUGGCAGAUAACGACCCUAUCGACUCCAGAGCGCUGAAUAACUUACAACCACUGAGAACAGAGCACCACAACAUCAACUCGACUUUGUCGGGCGUUCAUUCGAGAAGCAGCGUGGACUUGAUCAACCCGAUUCAGGACGAUCUAAACGAUGCAAAGUGCGUCUUUGUCGAUAAGCUGUACACGUUGCCAAAACUAUCGACGCCCGUUGAGAUAAGUAUUAAGAUCACUAAGCAUGCGCCAUCCCCAAAUCAGAAACCGGAAGAAGAGUCAAUACUAAAGGAGUACACAUCGGGGGACCUGGUGCACGGUUACUGCACCAUAGAAAACAAGUCAAGCCAACCAUUGCAGUUUGAGAUGUUUUACGUCACUUUGGAAGCUUACACUUCAGUUAUAGAUAAGCAGAAAGGUAAGAGAACUCUAAAGAGAUUUUUGAGAAUGGUAGAUCUAAGUGCAAGUUGGUCGUAUUCGUCCAUCGAAGUCAGCUCAGGUAUUGAAAUAGAAUAUGGUGGUGUAGAUUACGAUAAUUCUAUCAUUGGGUUGAAUAACAAUAGAAUCCUGGAACCUGGAAAAAAAUAUAAGAAAUUCUUCAUGUUCAAGCUUCCCACACAGCUGCUCGAUGUCACUUGUAAGCAAGAACACUAUGCGCACUGCCUACUUCCUCCAAGUUUUGGUAUCGAUAAGUACCGUAACAAUUGCAAGUAUUCUGUUAUUAAGGUAAACCAUGUUCUAGGGUGUGGUCAUUUGGGUACAAAGGGCUCUCCGAUUUUAACAUACGAUAUGGUUGAUGAUCAUCUAUCAAUUAAUUAUACAAUUGAUGCAAGAAUUGUAGGAAAGGAUCAAAAGACUCAAAAACUAAAUAUAAUGAAGGAAAAAGAAUACAAUUUGAGAGUCAUUCCAUUUGGUUUUUCUUCUAAUCUGAUUGGUGAAAGAAAAUCCAUGGAUCAAUUAAACGAUUUAAUAAGGCUGAUUCAAGAGAGAUUAGAUGCGUUAAAAAAAGUAUUUAAAAGACUAUCCAAAAAUGAAGCCAUUCUGCCUGGUGAUAUCUUAGGUACAGAUAUCAGUGGAACAAUUGACCCAUCCACAAAAUUGGACUCCGAAGAAAUAAUUAAUAGAAAAAUGGAACAAUUGACUGUAAAGAAUCGUAUGGAAGGUGCAGUAUCGUUACCAGGUUUUACUCCAGCUUAUAACCCAAUGGCACCUAGAAAGAAAGAAGAAAUGGUAGAAACAGAGAUCAAUUAUAAAUUGAAGAAUAAGUCUGGCUCACAUUUGACUAAGGGAUUAUUCUCAGGCUUCAGAGCACCAUCACCGACUACACCACCAGGAACUAAUGAUAAAGCCGAGAAAUCAGGUUUAAUUUUAGUUAGAGCCGCUGUGCCAAGAAAAGGUCUAAGCUAUUGGUCGCCAUCUUUGCUUAGAAAGACAAAUAAGUUUGACGUUAAAAGUCCAGAUGAUCAGACAAACUGGUUAUCACUUCUAGAAAAUUUGCCAGAAGAAGAAAGAGAGCCUCUAAAGCAGUUAGACAUAUCACUAACGUGUAUUCAGUCGGACAAUAGUGCGGCACAUAGCCCACCAGGUAUACAGUCUGUUACGACUGAUUUUAUCUGUGUCACAGCUAAAUCUGAUAAUUCUAUUCCUAUCAGAUUUACAGCAGAAAUGUUAAUGAACUCAGAGAAGCUUCAAAACCUAAAGUCCACAUUCAAGACAUUCCAGGGUACUAUCAAAGACUAUGAAAAGCGCUUUAAUGAAAAUUACAUGAAGCUGAAUGAGUUAUAUAACAAAGAGAACACUUCACAGACUCCCAGAGAGCUUAAAUUCACAGAUUUUAUUACUAAUCAAAUUAACAAUGAUGUUGACAGUUUGUGCAACAUUAACGUCAAUUGCCUGGUGCUAAAUGAUGUUUUCAAGAAACAGAUGCAUACAUUGAAAUCUAACGCAGAAUCCAGUUCUGCAAAUUCAUCCUCACCUGCUAUUUCACAUUCAGGUUCUAGCAGCAAGCUAACUAAGUUUACAGAGCAGAUUAUACAUCAAUGGGAACAGACCGGAUCUUCCCAAUACGAAAGAAAUGUUACUGUCAACUUGGAAUAUAAUCCAGAACUGAGAGAAACAAUAGUUCCGAGUUUCGAAAGUUGUCUGUGUUGUAGAUUUUACUGUGUACGUGUUACUAUCAAAUUUGAUAAUCACGUUGGAUCAGUUAACCUUGACAUUCCUGUGUCCGUGAGAAAGAUAGAGGCAUGA
Nakaseomyces glabratus is the source of this 2799-nucleotide messenger RNA. It is a transcript of the gene BUL1, whose product is annotated as ubiquitin-ubiquitin ligase BUL1. The record is from RefSeq and is a predicted model, not a curated record. Gene Ontology annotation, biological process: protein polyubiquitination; protein monoubiquitination. Gene Ontology annotation, molecular function: ubiquitin-ubiquitin ligase activity. NCBI's taxonomy places the organism in Eukaryota, Fungi, Ascomycota, Saccharomycetes, Saccharomycetales, Saccharomycetaceae. Gene Ontology annotation, cellular component: ubiquitin ligase complex.